Molecule: messenger RNA, 2438 nt
Organism: Acipenser ruthenus (sterlet)
Lineage: Eukaryota; Metazoa; Chordata; Actinopteri; Acipenseriformes; Acipenseridae
Product: transcription factor PU.1-like
Exons: 6
Coding region: 303-1181 (292 amino acids)
Biological process (GO): regulation of transcription by RNA polymerase II; cell differentiation
Cellular component (GO): nucleus
Molecular function (GO): sequence-specific DNA binding; DNA-binding transcription factor activity, RNA polymerase II-specific
Source: RefSeq, a predicted model, not a curated record
GAACUUUCUAAAAAACAAAACACCACAGAACUUCAUAGGCCACCUUCGGGCUGACAAAACUCCAGCAGAUUUCUAUUUACUCUAUUAAUUAAAGAUCAGCUUCUAUAUUCCUGUGCAGAUAGACAAGUGAUGUAAAGGGGGAGUCGCUCAAGCCUCUCUUUUUAUUUGGAAAGGUUUAUUUAAAAAACAAGAUCGUCUGCUGAGAAAAAAAGUCUGCAUUGAGUUGCAUGACAUGACUCCCUGAGCUUCGCAGAGACACUAGAACAGCCCCUUAGAGAAUAUCCGAACUGAGAACGUACUUCAUGCGGCAAGCCUAUAGAAUGGAGGGGUAUAUCUUAGCACCUCCUGCAGAAGAAAUGAUUUCGUAUGAUCCUGAAAUUUACAGACAACCCCAUGAAUAUUAUCCCUAUCUGAGCAGCGACGGAGAAAGCCAUGGAGAUCACUGUUGGGAUUACCACCCGCACCACAUCCACAGCAGUGACUUCGAGACUUUCCAUGAGAAUAACUUCACUGAGUUACAGAGCGUCCAGCCUCUGCAUCUGCAGCAGCUUCACCGUUACACUGAAAUCGACCCCCUGCACACCAUUGACCCCUCUCUGGGGGCCACACACGUUGGACUAUCCCCACCGUUUGUUGCUGGCACCUGGAAACCUGAAUGGAAGUUGGUUUCACCAAAUAUGCAGACUAUACCUGAAAAUAAAACUCACGGCAAGGUCCAGUAUUUGCAGCGAGUUUUUCCUUUCCAGUCUCCAGCCCAGCGCAGUUCGGAUGAUGAUGACUUGGAGAGACGGAGCCCUCCCUUCGAGGUGUCUGACGGAGAGACAGACCCUGCGGGCAGUAUUUCUUAUGCUGCCGCUGGAGAAUCAGGAAGUAAGAAGAAGAUCCGCUUGUUCCAGUUCCUGCUGGACCUGCUGCGCAACGGGGACCUGAAGGACAGCAUCUGGUGGGUGGACAAAGAGAAGGGGACCUUCCAGUUCUCCUCCAAACACAAGGAAGUCCUGGCCCACCGCUGGGGGUUGCAGAAGGGCAACCGCAAGAAAAUGACCUACCAGAAGAUGGCCCGGGCACUCAGAAACUACGGCAAGACCGGCGAGGUGAAGAAAGUGAAGAAAAAGCUGACGUACCAGUUCAGUGGCGAGGUGCUGGGGAGAAGCAAUGACAGAAAGAUGUACUCACACUGAUACAACUUCAGAGCUGAGGGAAAACCCACAGCAAAGCCUUAAAGACUGCAGCCAAAAAAAAACUCUUUCGCUUUCAUAGAGUGCAUUGAAAUAUCGAAUUUACAGGCACAUAAAAACAGAACAAAACAGGUAGUCAAUUUGCUAACAGUUUACAUUCAGUGUCUCUAAUUACUGUUCAUUUACAUAGUCGUUACUUAAUAAGUAAAUGUGUACUGACACAGAAGUACAAUGUUAUUAUGCAUAGUUACAAUGUGCUUAAUGUGUAAAUGUUUCUGCACAAUAUAUGUAAGUACACAAUUGUAUCAAAAAAGGGUUAGGGUAAUAUCGCGCAAAAAAUGUCCACAUUAAAGACAUUGUAACUAUGCAUUGUAAUUGUGUGUAAUUACACAUGUAUUUACUAGGUAGCGACUAGGUAAAUACACAGUCGUUAGUGACACUUAAUCACUAGACGAGUGCAAUGCACUGAAGGAGUUUAGCUUAUACAUACUGGUGACUGGCUGAGAGGAGCCUUUCUAAUUAAAACAAGAUGUGCAUUGGUUCUGAUAAUACUGUUAGCUCAUUUAGAUGUAUAGCUUUCCACUGGCAAAACUGUUUGCAUUGUACAUAGCAUGUAUGUGGCCAUAAUCUCAGCUCCAAACCCGCUGCCUCGCGUCCAAAGGAAGCAUGUACUGUACAGUUGCUUUCAUAGCAAUGGCCAAUCAUGCCGUUUCCAUUGCUGUCGGAUCUAGAAGGCUAUGUCAAUUGUGUUCAUCAGAGGUCGAACAGACCUUAAACAUCUGCACUGCCACGAAUGCAAUGUUAAAAGACCCCGAGACAGAAUGAGUGAAAAUGCUUUUUUUUUUAACAGUCAGUUGCAAGCUCUUACACCUGCCAGGACAUUGAAUUCAAGGGAGAUGCUGCAUUUUUUUGUACACUUUGAUAACUGCACAUGCCAUACUUUUGCACUGAUAAAUAUCAAUCUGGGGAUUAUCUCACCUUUUCCGAUGACGUAAGCAUUAAAACCGGGAAAAAAACUCACGAACAGAAUUGCAAAAGCAGGAGUGAUAAAAGCUCUUCAUAUUCCCACUGUUGUUAUGUUACUUUGAUGUUGUUUUAUUUCAACUGGGAAUGUAGCUUGAUUUGCAAACCACUGGACAAUUAAUACAAACAUGAAAGAGAAGUAGUAAAUAUAUUUUAAACCAGCUGAAUGUAUCCAUUAGAAAAAAAUAUUGUCGACUGUAUCAAACAAUGCACUGCAAUAAAAACGGAUUAAAUAUG